AUGGCGCAGCCCAACUGCUCAACUGGCAGCUCUUUGGCGGACAUAGCGGUGGGCACCAUGCUGACAGUGGAAUGUGCUGUGAGCCUUACAGGCAAUGCUGUCGCUCUCUGGACCUUCUUUUACCGUCUCAGAGUGUGGAAGCCUUACGCGGUCUACCUGUUCAACCUGGUGGUGGCUGACCUGCUGUUGGUCGCCUGUCUGCCUCUCCUCGCUGUCUUCUAUCUGAAGGGCAAGACCUGGGAACUCGGCCACGCACCCUGCCGAGUCCUGCUUUUCCUGCUGUCCUUCAGCCGUGGUGUGGGGGUGGCCUUCCUGACCACAGUGGCUCUAGACCGGUACCUGCGUGUGGUCCACCCUCGGCUCAGAGUCAACUUGCUGUCUCCAAGGGCAGCCUGGGGCAUCUCUAGCCUAGUCUGGCUUCUCAUGAUUGCCCUUACUCCCCAAAGCCUGCUCACUCACAAGGUUCUCCAGAAUUCCACCGAGUGUCCCAGCUUCUACCCCAUCAGAGAGACGGAGGCCAGCGCCACCUGGCAGGAGAUACUUUUCUUCCUUCAGUUCCUGAUUCCCUUUGGCCUCAUCUUCUUCUGCAACACUAGGCUCAUCAGGACCCUCCAGGAGAGACUCCGGGAGUCUGACAAACAGCCCAGGCUCCAGAGGGCCAGGGCGCUGGUUGCCAUAGUGCUGGUGAUGUUUGCACUGUGCUUCCUGCCUAGCAUCCUGGCCAGAGUCCUGGUGAACGUCCUUCAGGGAUUUGAGAGCUGCAGUGUCCAGCAAGCCCUAGUGCAGGUCUCGGACGUCGCUGGCAGCCUCAGCUGCCUGCAUAGUGCUUUGAGCCUAGCCAUUUACUGCUUCUCCAACCAGGCCUUCACCCACUCAUACCGGAAGGUGCUCAGGAGCCUUCGGGGCUGGAGGAAAACAGCAGAGCCAGCUAGCUGCAACCACAGGGACUCCUAUUCCUGA
Phodopus roborovskii (desert hamster) is the source of this 960-nucleotide messenger RNA. RefSeq names its product G protein-coupled receptor 31 (gene Gpr31). Bases 1 to 960 code for a protein of 319 amino acids. Gene Ontology annotation, biological process: G protein-coupled receptor signaling pathway. The record is from RefSeq and is a predicted model, not a curated record. Gene Ontology annotation, molecular function: G protein-coupled receptor activity. Gene Ontology annotation, cellular component: membrane. NCBI's taxonomy places the organism in Eukaryota, Metazoa, Chordata, Mammalia, Rodentia, Cricetidae. The transcript has a single exon.